GUCCUUUUCGGCAUGAAGGCUUCCCGAGUAAACAGUCUUCGUGCACUAAACUAUGCCCACUUUCUCGUGUUCUCACUCUACAUAACAUCAUGGUUGUUCGCAUCAACGGCAUCUCUCUUUCUCGCCGUAUUAGCCAUGACACCGACAUUUAAUAUAAUAUCUGAUCUCAGUUCAUCAACUGUAUGGUAUACCGACAGUCAAGGCGCCAGCCAAGUAAUUCAAACUAAUGGCCUAGCUGGUCAAGAUGAGAGCAUCGUUCUCGCAAGGCAAGAGAGAUCUCUGUACAGUACGAUGUGCCAUCUGAGCAUCCUUCUCUGCGUGUUCAUGUACACCAGUGCAAAAUUGAUGUUGUAUCUGUUUCUCGCUGAAAGAGUACACAUUGUAAGAGACAGCAGGAUUGCAAGGAAGGACAGCUUUUUAUAUCGAGUGAAUAUGCUGCUUCUCAUACCAUACGCUGGUAUAACAGCCGGAAUGUAUAUCCAACGUAUAACAAGAUUCGCUCCAGCGGCCGACCAAUGCGAGAUUGGCGUCGAGCUUCCGACAUUGCUAGUCCUUCUUUCCUACGACACUGCCGUCUCGAUCUACCUGACCGUUCUCUUUAUCCAACCACUCGUGCGAGUCAAUUACAAGAAUCAACAUCGAUUCCUCUAC
Molecule: messenger RNA, 651 nt
Organism: Paraglomus occultum
Lineage: Eukaryota; Fungi; Glomeromycota; Glomeromycetes; Paraglomerales; Paraglomeraceae
Source: the annotation of a GenBank genome assembly